AUGCGCAUUGUGCGCUUGGAUCUCAAGACCGAGAACAUCCUCCUCUCGGAAUCGGGCCACAUUCUCAUCACUGACUUUGACCGGUCAUUUGAUGCAUCAGAGAGGAGAGAACCUCCGAAUGCAUGGUGUUCGUCAGAUGGUGACAGUGCCACAAAUUCUACGGAACUAGCAAAAGCCGGACUGACUCCUAACGAAAUCGGGGAACUUUUUGCAAACUUCGAAUUCACUAAUCCGCUACUUUAG
Molecule: messenger RNA, 243 nt
Organism: Echinococcus granulosus
Lineage: Eukaryota; Metazoa; Platyhelminthes; Cestoda; Cyclophyllidea; Taeniidae
Exons: 2
Coding region: 1-243 (80 amino acids)
Biological process (GO): protein phosphorylation
Molecular function (GO): ATP binding; protein kinase activity
Source: RefSeq, a predicted model, not a curated record